CUGACAUGACAACAGGUGAACGAGAGUUCGAUGUCAGAAACGCUGAGGAAGCCGAGGACAGCAGGGCGGGAUGAGAGACGCGAUGAGAGGACGGAGACAGACAGAGAUAAGGAAGCCAAGGCUACCGUGAUGUUUUCGUCUCCUUCUGCUGCUUUUGGUGACUGAAGUGAAACUACACUGAGAGAAGAAACCGAACGUACAGAGAAAAUCCAGACAAUCCCUCUGCAAUUGGAAGAGGAUGGGACGUCCCGCCGUGCUUUUGUUUCCUGUGAGAGGAAAACUUCAAUCACUUCGACGCUUCGUCUUCAGUGGGCCGUGUAGUGUUUCAUGAAAUCUCUUUAGGUGUCGUCCGAUUGGUCCUUUAUUCCACUGUGAGGACCUGCCAGCCAAUCCGCAUCUGCCUGGCAGCGUCUCCUCUGCAGCAGAUUUCUACUUCACUUGGGACAGAGCUCAGCAGGACAGAGACAGAGAGGAGACCAGAGGUUCACCACAGCUGAAUCCAGGAUUCUGCACAAGUGAUCUCCAUCAUGGAGGUGCCCAGGAGGCCUCAACCCUCCUUCACACUGGCUCUCCCUAAACUGGCCUCGUCUGCUCUGUCUCCCCUCGGAGCUGUGGAGAAGGUCGCCAAGAAAGAUCCGAUGAAGGAGAAGCUGCAGGAGAAGAAGGAUGGAGCCACAAAGGGGGAUCAGUUUGGAGAGGAGACGUUCAGCACAGAAGAAGAGUCGGAUGUGUCUGUGUUUGUGGAGGCACCAGCUGAGACGUCAGAACUUGAGGGUACAAAUACAAAACUCUCCUCACAGGACAGUUUCUCAGAGGACAGUUCGAUGUCUGAGGAGAGGUUGGCAGAGGAGGCAGAAGAGGCUAAGAAGAAGCGUGAGGAGGAGGAAGCAGCAGCUAAAGAGAGGGCAGCCCAGAGACAGAUGCUGGCCAUAGAGGAGCUGGUCCAGUCUGAGAGGAAUUACCUGCGACUGCUGCAAGUGAGCACUGUGACCAUCAGGAGCAACCUGCAGAAACUACAGCCUCCUCCAGCAAACCUGGACAGCAUGUUUCUCUAUAUAGAGGAAGUGAUUGACGUGUCCAGUCGACUCCUCAGCCUGCUGGACCAGAAGAAGAUUCAGCCUUCAGACCCUCUCUACUUGCAGACGCUCUGUGAUUCGUUCCUCAGCCUGUCUUCAGACAUCGAGGCAGCCUAUAAAGAAUACCUGGCCAACUACAGCCAGGUCACAGUGGUGGAGAACAGCUACAAACAGAAGGAGAUGCUGUGGAAUGAGAUUGUCAAAGUCAUCAAGGCCUCAGCGCCUGAAGUAAACGCCACCUCUCUGAGUUUCUUCUUGGUGAUGCCGGUGCAGCGGAUCGCCCGGUACCCGCUCCUCCUGCAGACCAUCCAGAAACACACUGACAAAUCUCACCCAGCGUAUGCACACCUGGAGCAGACCGCUCACACCUCCAUCGCCUUGAACUGUCGCAUCAAUGAGUACAAACGCUUCAGAGAAGUUGCUGACAAAUACAAGAAGACGGAGACUCUGACCAUAAAGGACAAGAUCAACCGCCUCAACACCCACAGCAUCGCCAAGAAGACAGCGAGGCUCAGCCAGCACUUCAAACAUGAGACUGGAAUAGUACCAAAGCUGGUGGAUGAAGAGUUUGACGCCCUGGAAGGUUUCUUUUAUGUUCUGGAGCACGGGAUUCUGGAGCUCCUGGAGAACGUGGAGACGUAUCUGCACCACCUACAGGGGUUCCUGGCCUGCAAAACAGAGGAGUUUGACUUUGAUAUGGACGGAGAGAAGGCACCUAUAUGCUACAAGGAGAUCACUACCGCUCUCAGACAGUGGAUUCUGCCUACGUUUGAAAAGAGGAUGAGGACGUUAAUCCACAAGCCACUGUGUGCACUCCGUGACCUCCUGGUGGGUCCGAGGAACCUGAUCCGGAAAAGGCUGGACAAGCUGCUUGACUAUGAAGUGAUAGAAGCCAAAUCCAAUCUGAGUUACGAGGAGCAGGCUGUGGCCAACACAUACAGGACAAUCAACACGCUGCUCCUCAACGAACUUCCCCAGUUUAAUGGUUUGGCUCUGCAGAUGAUCUGGAGCAUGUUGGGGACGUUCAGCUGUCUGCACAAAGACCUCGCCUCAGACAUGGAGCAACUGUUCCAGAGCUUUGCACAACAGCUCCCUCACAGCUCUCUCAACCCCGGUGCAUUCUGGGAGUGGGCGGAGUCUGCAGUGCUGGGAGGUGCGAGGAGCCUGGAGACUUUGUGUCGAAGUGUAGAGGAGACCCUCAACGCACCCUUCGUCCAGCCUCUGAGUCCAUCCUCUCAGCGCCGUCUGAAGCAGCUCACAGAUAAGCACGGUUCUGGAAAGAUCUACCAGGUGGUGGCGGCGGUGGUGGGCAGCCGGGACCUGGACCUGAACCUGGCCAAAGGGGAGCUGGUGGCUAUUAUCAGUGAGGCAGACAGCCGGGGAGACAAACGAAGAUGGCUGGUCGACGCAGGAGGCAGACGAGGGUACGCUCCUUCUGCAAAGCUGAUUCGCUAUCACCAGCCAACAGCAGACCCGCCGCCUUCCCCACACCUGAACCUGCCUGACGGCGUGACAGGAAUCAGAAGACACUCCUACACCCCAGAGAACCGGCCGCUGACGGUCAUGAGCCAGCCGUGCUUCCAGGUGCUGGCGGCGUACGACUUCACAGCGAGAGGAAACCAUGAAGUGUCUGUCAGAGCCGGCGAGCCAGUCCGUGUCCUGGAGCCCCACGACAAACGAGGGAAUCCUGAGUGGAGUCUGGUGGAGACGAGAGGUGGGCUCAGAGGCUACGUGCCCUCCAACUACCUCACAAUCAUGCCCAUGGGGACUGGGCCACCUGGCAUGUUCCCCCCCUACUGACAGGAGGGACGGAGACACAGCAGCACGUACAGUAUGACAGAGGAUUCACCAUACUGUCUUUAGAAGGCUUACAGCAGUAUUUUUUUAAAUGAAGGUGCGUCUGCUUCUCAAACAGUAACAUGACUCUACAUCGUGACCAUCGUUAUUUUAUUAUCAGUGUCAAAAUCAGUGUUUUAAACAUCAGAGCCAUUAAAUACAAGAGUUUCAUGGCCACAGUGUUAGAAGUAAAAACGCCAUCAGUUUUAUUUGCACAGCCCAAAAUCACAAAUUUGCCUCUAAGGUCUUAACACCCUCUAUCCUUGGACACUUUAUUCGAUAAGUAUAUCGUAACCUUUUACAAGUAAGAGCUUAUCUGUCUUCUCUAAGGCCUUUUCUUCACUAUCUCUAACUCAAUUUCUGCACUAAAUUUGAAAAAGAUUUUGUUCCCCUCCACACCCAAAAUAUAUCUUUUCAAAAGUGCCAUUCAAAGAAGAGAUGACACAAGUCUCACAAACUGGUGUGAACACGUGUGAGCUUCAAAAACACUGACAUCUGACUGUAAUGUCAUCCAGACUUCAGCUCUGUGUUCACUCGAUUAAUCACUCAGGGUGUAAAUCACAAGUUUUAUCACAUUAUGAUUAUUAUCGAUUAAAUUGACUCCACUAACACACAUGAAACACGGCUCACAAGCAAGAAUAUUUACCAAAAGAUAUAAAAUAAUAACUGUCACAGACAUAACAGUUAUUUUUUUGCUUGUCACCAUUAGGGCUGCAACGAUUAGUCGACUAAUCGAUGACUAAUCGACUAUUAAAAUAAUCGGUGACUAUUUUUGUAGUCGACUAAUCGGUUUUCAUAGAGAAGUACUAUAAAAGUACCCCAAAAUACUCUUAUUACAGCUUCUUAUGUUCAGAUAUUGGCAGCUUUACACACUCUCCCAUGACGGUGAACUAAAACCCUUUGGCCUGAGUACGAAACAAGACAUUAGAUGAAAUAAUUUUGGGGUUUGGGAGAGACAGACCGAUAUUUUUCAACAUUUUAACACAUUUUUCGAUAAAAUGAUUAGUCGACUAAUCGAAGAAAUUAUCGACAGAUUAGUUGACAGUUAAAAUAAUCGUUAGUUGCAGCCCCAGUCACCAUUGUUAGCUUAAGCCUGCGGCACUUUCUUUUAAUGCACGUAACAUGAUUUACUCAGUAACAUUUACCUGUCUCCCUCUCCUGUGCUCUGCUGCAGCUCCUUGUGUGUGUGUGGACAGUAGGGGUGUAACACACAUUGAUCCGGAUUAAUAUAUUGUCAAAAUGAUCGACAAUCAAAUGAAAAUAUUUAUACAUAUCUGCAUCUUUGAGACGCACUUUUAUUUUGAAAUUCCCAUGGCAUGUCUGUGUCACCUUUUCUGUAGGUAAUGACCAGCAGCCAAUUAAAAGACAAUGACGAUAUUUACUGGCAGCGCCUCAUGAUCACAGGCCCCUACAUUGAAUCAAAUGGAAAUUCACUGUACUCCAAAAUAAAGUGUGCUUUAUACAUAACUGACACAUUCACAAGUCACUUGCGGUCCAUCCAGAAUGGACCCGCGACCCACUUUUGGACCGGGGCCCACCAGUUGGAAACCACUGGUCUAAAUAACUGAUACAGUGUCAUAUCAUGGUGAAACUUGUGAUUUACACCCCUAGUGGACGGAUGAAGCUCCGCCCCCAGUAACGCACAGAAGGGAGAGAAACGGAGCUGGGUAUCAUUUAAAAAUUGCGAUACCAAUACCAGUUCCCUUAAGGUGAUGCCAACAUGCUUUGCCAAGACCUUUUUUGUUCCACUACAUCAUGUAAACUAAAGCACUCAGUUGUGUAAAAUGCCUCUAGACACCACAGACGUGUAGUAUAGUCAAAUAUUUGAAUGUUUUGGUGGCAUCUCGGCACGCCACAUCGCCAAAUUCAGUACGCCAUGCUCAACUUCACUACACCACAGACUGUUUGGAUUGUAGCUGCUGCAGUGGUGGGCCAAUCAUGUCGCAUUAAAUUGAAGGACACUUGCUGUGAUUGGCUGUGAGCAAACCGGAACAGGAAGUCUUUUUUUUCUAAUUCAUGAAGGAUCAAAUGCAGGUCGGGUUUGACUGGGGAAGUUUCAAUACUCCCGUUGGUCUGACAGCUGCUCAAGCCUGGACCGUAUAAUAUGGGACAUACUGGACACACUGGAAAAGAUGAAGGAGCUUCAGCCCCAGUGCUGGUAGUUAUGUGACAUGUUGCUAAUGAGCACUUUAGCAGGACAGUCGCUGAACUGGAAUUUAACUCUGCAUCUUAAGGCUGAAGGACGAUCUUCAAGUUGCACUGCAAAAAUCUUUCAUGGUCAUUAUCACAAAGCACCAGAGACGAUGGGGAGAAUAUAUUGAAGACAAAUGAGGAUCAGCUGACCUCUGUGAGAAGGCGUAUCCCACAAUCCCCGGCGGGACGAAAGGACACGAAUUGAAAACGAUAGGCUGCAUGUUCUCGUUAGAGAGCCUGCGUGUUAGCGAGCUAACGGCAACACUUGGACGCACAGAGCAGAAAGUGUGUGUGCAUGUGUUUGAUGUGAAAUUGGGCUGACAGUUGUGUGGGUGUGUGUGUGUGGGUGUGUGUGUGUGUGAGCUGGGUCUCCUCCUCCUCACCUGGAGGCAGGAGCAGUACUGUAUCGAGACUGACAGGUACACAGCGCUCUCAUCAUCUCAGACAGUGUAAUGUGAUGUAAAUGUAAAAUGUCCCCAGGGCCGAGUAGGAGAGAGGCGAGGAGGAGGGGAGGAGUCGGAGAUCUAAAGACACAGGAAGGAAUUCAUACGUGGAGAAGAAGCCAAAGAGUUGGAGGGAAAAUAGGAAAACUCUGUGCCUGCUUUUCCUCCUCACAUCCUUUUCCUGUUAGUCUGAAUAUCUAUUUUGUCUCAGCCUCCUUCCUUUUCCCACUCCAACCAUAAGCUGAUUUAAAUUCACUCUUACAUUCACUUCCUACAUUCCCCCCUCAUCUGUAAAGGCUGCGGAUCUGUAAAGGAUGUGUCACCGGUGUGCUUUCAUUCUCUCCGUUCACAUCACAGGACGAGAAUCAACUGCUCCGUGAGGUUUUGGGCUUGAAAAGGUUCUAAUCACAAAUAUAAAACAGUAACGACAGGACUGAAGCGACCUACUUCUGUAUUCAUAGGCACCUGAUGAUGCCUGUUGCUAUGGAUACUGUUCAGUGAAUGCAGGUCGCGUCUCCCUGUGGCGUUUCUUCAAGUUGGAUGGACUGUGAAAACACUGAGCUGCAGCACAAUUCAAGUUGUUUUUGUCGGUUUUGCAAAUAUUUGCCACCUCAGUAUCUUCAUGUCACACAGUACGCAGACCUGUGCGACAGGAAGAACUGUUCUGCACUGCAAACUAAACUACAGCUGCAUUUCAUUUAUGUGCUUUUAACUUUCAAUGUCAGUGCCGCAGCGUCACAUGACAUCAUUCCUAUCUAAGUUCAUUGAUGUACUGAUCCUGCAAACAUCUUGAUCUUGAUCUCUUUUUUCAGAGCGCUCCGUGUUUUUUGUGUGGCCACUCUAACGAUGACAUCACUGACACUUUUUUAGCUAGGCUGCUUUCACUGUCACAACAGAGACAGAGACGCUAAUUUUGCGAGCACAUCAGUCGGCGGACACUAGGUGUCGCUGGUGAGUGUUGUGAUUUUAUCACCGCUCACUUUGUAAGCUUGAGGUUAACUUUGUCAACCCUCUCUUAAGUUAGCGCGCCAAUGUUAGUGUCAAGAUCUUGUUGUCAUAGAAACAAAACCCACGUGCAGCAAGUCAUUAAAAAAAAGCGCUGCCAGCACACAAAUCCACCAAAGACCCACGGAUGUACGGUCACCCCUCCCAAAUGCGGGCCACAUUUAAAGGACGUGUAGAGAGCUACAGUGGCUGACAAAAAAUGUCUAUCUAGAGCCAGUGUUUGGUUUGUCCCUUCUGGGCUACUGUAGAAACAACAUGGUAGACUCUGUGGAAGAGGACCCGCUCUGUAUGUAGAUACAUAGGGUUCAUUCUGAGGUAAUAAAAACAUGAUUCUCAGUUUUAGUUGAUUAUAAACCAAUGAAAACAAAGUUAUGAAUAUUUUUGUCACUUGGCAGUAGAUGCCCCUAAAUGGAAACACUGGACCUUAAAAUCUGUGAAAUCAUUUAUCCAACAUGGAGCACCUACUCAACAGUGGCUGCACAUGACAUUCCUGGAAGUGGGCGUCUUGUCACACGAGCAUGUUUUGCAUAAAACGGAGCCUUUUGUCCGGUGGAUAGUGCUGUAUCAGCUGCUGAGGAUGUGAAGCAGAGGGAGGGGGCCGCUCAGCUGGAGCUUAGCUGUUCCCAUUCGUCUGAAUGUCAGGACGGCGCAGAGCAGCAGGAGGGACGGGGAGAGUGUGUGUGUGGUGUGUGUGUGUGUGUGUGUGUGUGUGUGUGUGUGUGGGAUGCUACUAAUGUACCAAAAUACCAAAUGUCCUCAAGGUUAGUAAGAGAAAGGGGAAGUAAAGAAACCUGACGACAUUUUACCUGCUGUCACUUCUUCAAAGGCCAGUUUAGGAUGAAAGGAACAAUUCAGCCAUUAAAUGUUGUUAAAAACAGGUAAUGGCACUAACUUUGCAUUUUGGCUUUUAUUUCACUUUUUUUGUAUUUAUUGUAAAUAGUGAAUUAACGGUGAGAAACUGCUACUGGUGAUGCCUCCUAAAAUUUAAAUCCACUGCAAAGAAUUUUGUUAUUCUUUGAAAAAACUUGCAGAUACUGUAAAAAUAAAAUACAUGACUUCACAACACACUCCUGGAAAACAUUUAGAGCCAUGUUCUAAAGAUAUAUGAUUAUAUAUAGAUAGUAAAGGGUCUAUUUUUUCAUUAAAAUCAUCUCUUUUUUUAUCAGAAAUGGGAUAAAAUGUAGCUUUAAUUUCAUUCAUUCAACUCUCGUCCACUAGAGGGAGCUGGAGACCUAGGUUGGUUGAUGAGAGCCUGUGUAUUUCACUGUGUAACUGGUGUGUUUGUGUGUGUGUGUGUGUUACCUCUGUCAGUAUUAGUGCUAGCCUGAGAGCAGAGCCUGAACAUAAUCUUGUACAUUCUGUUCCUAUUGUCCAGUUUUUUUAUAUUAACCCUCUGUUGAACCAACAUGUGAAGAGUUGAAUGUUUAACCUGCUGACGAUCUGGUUUUACAGUUUUACAGUCUGUACAGCAUUUCUCUGUGUAAUUUAUUGUUUUGUAACUGUGUUGAGUCAUAUUGUUGUUUUUAACUUAUUCGAUGCCGCAGGGCGACCUGACCUGAGAUGAAUCAUGAAGUCUUUGAAGUCUUGCCAAAGUUAUGAUGUUGGACUCACUUUCUCUCUCUCACACACACGUAUUCACACAGCAGAUGGGAGUGUCUGCAGUGCAGCAGUAGUAUCUGUCAGGGCAGCUGUGAACUGACUGUCUGUGUGGCUUCAAUAAAACUAAACAGA
Messenger RNA from Epinephelus moara (kelp grouper), 8284 nucleotides. It is a transcript of the gene arhgef37, whose product is annotated as Rho guanine nucleotide exchange factor (GEF) 37. The record is from RefSeq and is a predicted model, not a curated record. Gene Ontology annotation, molecular function: guanyl-nucleotide exchange factor activity; protein binding. The transcript has 17 exons. Bases 528 to 2876 code for a protein of 782 amino acids. Lineage: Eukaryota; Metazoa; Chordata; Actinopteri; Perciformes; Serranidae.